CGGGAAGCGGGGCCCGCGGGCAGGCGGCGGCGGCGGGGCAGGGCUCGUGGGGUCGGGAAUGGGAGUGCUCCCGCCGCGGGGCUCGGGAGGCCUCCCCGGCGCGGGGAAACUCAUCCCCGCUCGUAAAAACCUUGGCUGGAAGCGUGACUGGAUGUGUGGCGUCUCGGGGCUCUCCCCUUGCAGCGCUCUGGUCUUAAGACAUUGCAGCCAUGACUAAGAGAGAGGCAGAGGAGCUGAUAGAAAUUGAGAUUGAUGGAACUGAGAAACAGGAAUGCACUGAAGAAAGCAUUGUCGAGCAAAGCUACACCACCGCAGAAUUUGUUAGUCAGGCUAUUGACAUCAGUGAACCCAUUGGAAACCUUAAGAAGUUGCUGGAACCCAGACUGCAGUGUUCCUUGGAUGCACACGAGAUUUGUCUGCAAGAUAUCCAGCUGGACCCAGAUCGAAGCCUUUUUGAUCAAGGAGUGAAAACAGAUGGAACAGUGCAACUCAGUGUACAAGUAAUAUCUAGGCAAGGGAUGGAGCCCAAGUUGAACAUCCUGGAAAUCGUGAAGCCUGUAGAGACCGUGGAGGUUGUGAUUGAUCCGGAUGCUCAUCAUGCAGAGGCUGAAGCUCACCUUGUUGAGGAGGCUCAAGUGAUAACCUUGGAUGGAACAAAACAUAUUGCAACAAUUUCAGAUGAAACGUCUGAGCAGGUGACGCGAUGGGCUGCAGCACUGGAAGGCUACCGGAAGGAGCAGGAGCGCCUUGGGAUACCUUACGACCCAGUUCAGUGGUCGACAGACCAGGUGCUCCACUGGGUGGUGUGGGUGAUGAAGGAGUUCAGCAUGACUGACAUCGACCUCAAUGCACUCAGCAUUCCUGGGCGGGACCUCUGCAACCUCAGCCAAGAAGAUUUCUUCCAGCGUGUCCCACGGGGAGAAAUCCUCUGGAGCCACCUGGAACUUCUUCGAAAGUAUGUGUUGGCUAGCCAAGAACACUCUGGAGAAAUAGCAACUGUUACAAUUGAUCAGCCUGUGCAGAUUAUACCAGCAUCUGUACAGCCUGCUACCCCAACCACCAUCAAAGUGAUAAACAGCAGUGCAAAAGCAGCUAAAGUACAGAGAGCUCCAAGGAUCUCCGGGGAAGAUAGGAGUUCUCCUGGGAACAGAACAGGGAACAACGGCCAGAUCCAGCUGUGGCAGUUUUUGUUAGAACUUCUCACAGACAAAGAUGCUCGGGACUGUAUUUCUUGGGUUGGUGAUGAAGGAGAGUUUAAAUUGAAUCAACCUGAGCUGGUUGCACAGAAAUGGGGACAGCGCAAGAACAAGCCCACAAUGAACUACGAGAAGCUUAGUCGGGCUUUGAGGUAUUACUAUGAUGGAGACAUGAUCUGCAAGGUGCAAGGCAAGAGGUUUGUGUACAAAUUUGUGUGUGACCUGAAGACUCUGAUUGGGUACAGCGCGGCAGAGCUGAACCGCUUGGUCACAGAGUGCGAGCAGAAGAAGCUGGCCAAGAUGCAGCUCCAUGGCAUUGCACAGCCAGUUACAGCAGUGGCACUGGCUACAGCAUCCCUGCAAGCAGAGAAAGAUAAUUGAGCACUGGGACCUGUAAGUGGGAACCUGAGGCCUUUCCUCUAUAACCAGAGCAGUUGGAUCAAGCUCUUACCUUGAUCAGAAUUGGAAACGUCUUUUGUUUCUUGAUUGUACAAUAUAGAGCAUGAAUUUCUAUAAAGAACUCAGACGUGCAUAAAUUUGGAUCUUUUAACAGCAUAUAUUUUAAUGUAAGUUAAGGGAUCACCCCAACUUCUGCAGCUAGUGAGAGGUGGAGCCCGUGACCACAGCUGUGCAAAGUAAUUUCUGCAACACUUUUAACAAAAAUUAAGUCCCUGUAGUCCCCAGGCUGAUCAGUUCUGUGAAUGCAGCCUUUUCCAGUCUUUUGUUCUCUGCUGAACUACCAAAUGGCAUUUGAUGCUUUCAAAGUUUACAAUAUAUUCGUUAUUCUGUUAAUCAAGUGGAGCUGAAAGACAUGUUAAAUGUUACAAAGCAUCAAGUUCUUAAAAUAGUUUCUGUGUUUAAAAGCAAAGGAAACUUAAGUUGAGACUUAACUGGAGAUCAGUGCUGAAAAAGAAGAUCCAGGUUUAGAUAUGGCUUAGGUGAAAAGCCAAUUAUGAGUAUUUCAUUGUAGCAUGCACAUAAUAUAUGAGGGCAAAUACCUGUUUUGGAAUACAUACUUGAUAUUGGCCAUUUCUCAGAAAGCAAAGGUGAACUUCUUCCCCUCAUGCCAUUCCCCAUCAGGUAAUUCAAAAACUUGAAAAAACAGCCCUCACCCAAAGAGUAGAUUGUUUUGGUGGGGAGUAUUAAUGCUGUGUUCUGCAAGGUGCUUAUACCUGCAUGGUAGUCAACCUUAGUAUCCAAAGACUUAAGUUAAUCACAGUCAGUAGUCCCUGGUUAGGAACAGAAAGCAAAUUGAAAAUAGUUUUACAGAGAACUGUGGUUUAAUUUCCCAAUCAUUGUACAGUCUAACGUAUAUUAACUACAAAGAGGUACUUUUUAUUUAAAAUUAAAUUCUCUUUGAACUUCAAGUGAUAUUUUUAAAGCUACUUAAGCCAAAUGCAUGCUCCAGAGCUGGGUGCAAUUUGAAGUCUGGAUGAUGAGUCAGAAAUAGUUGGGACAUAUCCUGAAUUCUGAGCUACUUGGUGCUUCUUGCAAACUUACACAUGCAGUAAAAAGUUGGCUUCAGCUUUUGAGUUUCCACACUGACAGCUGUUAGACUGCUUCUUUUGAUGUCUGAGAACGGUAUGAAUUGGGGGUUGCUUUUGCCUCUUCCUGCUAAUAAACAGCAUAAUUACUAUGUCAGCAUUGAUGUUCACCAACUUUUUAUAAAUUAAACCCCCUCUGGUUACACUUAAUAAUUACAAUGGAAGACCUUUAACUCUGUUAGGGAUCGAGCUAUUCUUAAACCUUAAAUCUGAAGUCCUUGAACAAUGAGAUUCUGAACAAAGUGUGUUUGUGCUGAGCAGUGAGAGCACUGGCUUGCUGCUCUUGAGCCAAGCAGAAAUGGUUACACUUGCAGGCAGAAGGCAGAGAAUACAAAAACUUGUUUGUAUCCUAAAGAUGUGUUGAAGACAAGGGUUUUUUGUAGGUGGAUGCUCAUCUGCAGAUAGUUUUUGCUUGACUAGAAGGUUUGCAUAUAGUUCUAACUUGUGUUUUUUUCAUCGACAUGAUUGUAAAAUCAAAGGUUUUUUGCUGGAUUCUUUCGGUAGCUCUUACUUUUGUUUUCAUCCUUGAGUUCUUACAGCACUCCAUCUGCUGAGCAUGCUGAUAUCAUUUUGCUUUUUAAAAAAAUUGUAAGCCCUGAGCAAAAAAUGUAAAUGUAUCUGUCAUGAAAGGUCAACAUCACCCCUUUUCUUGCUGUUAGAGUUGAUGUCAAGUGUUGGAGGUGUCUUGUGCAGGAGAUGCAGGUUUGCUUUACCAAGAAUUAUGUGAAGCUGAUGUUUGAGGGCAGCAGCUCUGCUUGUAACAACAUUCCGUGACUAAACACAAGUCCAGUACAAGUCACUAGUUCUAGUUAGCAGAGUUCUUGAGAAGCCUUUUUAGUUAAAAUACAGGAUAAAAAGGAAAGAAGCUUAAAAUACCAGCUUUCUGUAUCAAACUGGACUGUGGGUAAACACACAGCAAAAUUGAAAAGUAGUGUCAAUACUUCAUCCCCCUGCCUCUUCUUGUUACAUGGUAAGUCCAGUGGGGGAAACUUCUGCUCCCAUCCUUUGUGAUUACAUCCUGUUGUUGCUCUGCAGCCUUUCAGUAGGAGUAAUGGUCCCUGGGGUUCUUUGUUGUGGCUCCAUCUGCUUUUCCACCAUGUUCCAAUUCGUAAAGAAAGAACCUUUCAAGUGGUAUAAAAUUAUUAUCACACUGUCUGUAGUUGAGGGAGAAAUCUGUGACUAACUUGAUGUCUUCAGUAAAACAAAAGAUGUAGAAUAUAUUGUCAAAGGAUUUUCUGUUGCUGCCAGAAGGAAAACAUAGAAUAUUCCCAAUUUUUGUAAAACAGAAAGGGUUUUGCAUACUUUUUACUCUUUAAAUAAAGACACUUAUACUCUGCUAAUUAUUACAAAUUUCUUUUGUGUUUUGCUUUUCUUUUUUUGUAAUUUUCCAUGAAACAAUUAUUUUCUAUUUUUACUCAGAUAAAGUAUUUGUGGAUAAAAUGUCAAUAUAGUAAAAUAAAAAUGUUAUACAGCUAA
Messenger RNA from Passer domesticus (house sparrow), 4216 nucleotides. It is a transcript of the gene GABPA, whose product is annotated as GA binding protein transcription factor subunit alpha. Gene Ontology annotation, cellular component: nucleus. Gene Ontology annotation, molecular function: sequence-specific DNA binding; DNA-binding transcription factor activity, RNA polymerase II-specific. The record is from RefSeq and is a predicted model, not a curated record. Bases 210 to 1577 code for a protein of 455 amino acids. The transcript is spliced from 10 exons. Lineage: Eukaryota; Metazoa; Chordata; Aves; Passeriformes; Passeridae. Gene Ontology annotation, biological process: cell differentiation; regulation of transcription by RNA polymerase II.